CAAAGGUAAUCCCAUCCUCUUUGAAUCUGUAGCUCAAAGAUUUAUGUCAGUUUCAAUCUCUCAUAUUUGAAGAUCUAAUUACGACCCAUCAAAUUAUAGAGCUAUGCCUUUAUCAAUUCUGGUUCUUGUUCUGAAUCUGGUUCUGGGUCAUUGAGAUCUUCCAUGGGCGGCUGGAGAAUGUUAAGGAAAAUAUGCCCAUCAAAACGUGCAUUUCCUUCCAUCAAUCCACUAUAUUUCACAACUUCAAUUACCAACAAUCAAUUGAACGAGCCUUUGUUACAAAUGGCUGUUCGAGGACAUAACAUGAAGUUUGAUGACUACAACAAAAUCUUGAAUGACUGUGUGGAUCUUAGCGCCUUCAGAGAAGGGCAAAGGGUUCAUGCCCACAUGAUCAAAACACACUAUUCUCCAUCUGUUUUCCUCAGCACUAGAUUAAUUGUGUUUUACAAGAAGUGUGACUAUCUUGAUGAUGCACGUAGAGUGCUCGACGAAAUGCCUGAGACAAAUGUCGUCUCUUGGACUGCAAUGAUAACUGGUUAUUCGCAAAAGGGUUUAACUUCUGAAGCAUUGAAUCUCUUUGUUGAGAUGUUAAGAUCAUGUAUUGGAUUUGGACCAAAUCAAUUCACCUUCACAACUGUGCUUACUUCUUGCAUUGGUGAUUUGGGUUUCCAUCAUGGAACACAAAUCCAUUCUUUAUUAGUUAAGAGUGGUUUUGAAUACCAUAUAUUUGUUGGAAGCUCACUUCUUGAUAUGUAUGCUAAAUCAGGCAAAAUUCAUGACGCGCAUCGUGUGUUCGAUGAUAUGCCUGAAAGGGAUGUGGUUUCUUGUACAGCUUUAAUCUCCGGUUAUGCUCAAUUAGGUCUUGAUGAAGAGGCAAUCCAAGUUUUUCGGAAGUUUCGAACGGAGGGGAUGAGUUGUAAUUAUGUCACGUAUGCAAGCCUCUUAACCGCGAUAUCUGGAUUAGCUGCAUUCGAUCAUGGAAAGCAAGUUCAUAAUCAAAUAAUUCGUACUGAAUUACCUAAUGCUGUUGUUCUUCACAAUUCCCUGAUUGAUAUGUACUCGAAAUGCGGAAGCCUCUCCUAUGCCAGAACCAUAUUCAACAACCUUAAUGAAAACAAAAAUGUAAUCUCGUGGAAUGCAAUGCUCGUGGGAUACAGUAAGAACGGGUUAGUAAACGAGGCGGAAGAGCUUUUCGAGAGAAUGAAAGAAGAGAAUACAAUUAGGCCUAAUAACGUGACAUAUUUAGCCAUGCUAUCGAGUAGUGGGCAUGGAGGAAAUGACGAAAGAGGUAUGGAGAUUUUCGAAGAGAUGCUUGUGAAUAGGAUCGAGCCGGAGAUUGAACAUUACGGUUGUGUGGUUGACUUGCUUGGGCGGUCUGGUCAGAUAUCAAGGGCAGUUGAGUUUAUUAAACAUAUGCCAAUCGAACCAACAGCUGCCAUUUUGGGUUCCUUGUUGGGUGCUUGUCGGGUUCAUUCAGAAGUCGGGCUUGGAGAGGUUUUAGCUAAGAAACUUGAAGAACUAGAACCCGAGAAUGCAGGAAACUAUGUGAUUCUUUCGAAUUUAUACGCGUCAGCUGGACGAUGGGAGGAUAUGAGGAAUUUACGAAAAAGGAUGAACGAGAAGGCAGUGAUGAAAGAACCGGGGAGAAGUUGGAUUGAGAUUAAUAGGACGGUUCAUACGUUUCAUGCUAGUGAUGUUUCUCAUCCAAUGAAGGAUGAAGCAUUUGAGAAGGUUAGGGAAAUGUUAGUGAGGAUUAAGGAAGCUGGUUAUGUUCCUGAUUUGGGAUGUGUUGGAUAUGAUGUGGAUGAGGAACAAAAGGAGAAGAUUUUGUUGGGACAUAGUGAAAAGCUUGCGUUGGGUUUUGGGAUGAUUUAUUCUUGUUCCGAGGUUGGUGGAAAGGCGAUAAGGAUUAUGAAGAAUUUAAGGAUUUGCGUCGAUUGUCAUAGUUUUGUGAAAUAUGUUUCGAAAGUUUAUGGAAGGGAGAUAUAUUUGAGGGAUACUAAAAGGUUUCAUCAUUUUGUAGGUGGGAUUUGUUCAUGUAAAGACUAUUGGUGAUUAUUUGAUUUA
This is a messenger RNA of Impatiens glandulifera, 2067 nucleotides long. Its product is annotated as putative pentatricopeptide repeat-containing protein At3g13770, mitochondrial. The transcript has a single exon. Gene Ontology annotation, biological process: RNA modification. The coding region runs from base 163 to 2055 and encodes 630 amino acids. Lineage: Eukaryota; Viridiplantae; Streptophyta; Magnoliopsida; Ericales; Balsaminaceae. Gene Ontology annotation, molecular function: protein binding; RNA binding; zinc ion binding. The record is from RefSeq and is a predicted model, not a curated record.